Molecule: messenger RNA, 771 nt
Organism: Perkinsus marinus ATCC 50983
Lineage: Eukaryota; Perkinsozoa; Perkinsida; Perkinsidae
Exons: 9
Coding region: 1-771 (256 amino acids)
Source: RefSeq, a predicted model, not a curated record
AUGGGGAUGGAGUCUUUUGUCUCUUCACCAGUGCUGUCUUUUAAUGGUCCACGUCGUCAGUCCAACUCGGGAAGGAUCACCUUGCAGGUGGCUAGUCGAAGUGGUCGUCACGUUGGUGGCAGUGGAGAGCAUCAGAGAGGGUCGCCUUCGUCCAUCUCGACAGCUUCCUCCAGGUGCGGUAGAGCGAGGUCGCAGGGCAUGGAUGCAGCCACCAUUCGGAAGAAUCUUCUUACGUCUAUGUACAUGGUCGAUUUCGAGGAUUGGAUGGCCGUCCGCCGCACAGGGAAGAAUUCCCAAGGUCGACCUGUGCCUGGUGCCCAAGUUGUGAAGAUUCCUAUGAGUUUUGACAGGAGUGGUAGCAAAGUGCCCUUCCUCGACUCAUCUGCUACUCCUAAGAGCAUCUACCGGGAGACCAUCGGUGGUUGGUACGGUAGCGCUGACGGAGAUCCCUUUGCUAAGAGCAGACUAAAGGAUCCUAAUGCACCCCGUCCCAUGGCGAGCACUGCGGGUUGCCCGUUCGCCACUGUGAAGGCUCGAAACGGCCUGCCUAGAUGCGAUUUCCAUGGAGGAAUUACUUCUUAUCGAGAGUAUAUGGACGUGACGUAUGAGGAGAAUGUGAGGUCGAUCAAGGACAAUAUAAGGGGAAAGAGUCUUCGUCUCAGUCCAACUGGUGUAAAUGAGGAUACGUUCCUGACAGUGCAAGGUGGUGUACCUUGCCAAACACGGUUGAGAUAUAACGAACGCUUGAAAAACGCUAAGUAUUCGAAAUAA